Messenger RNA from Nyctereutes procyonoides (raccoon dog), 10865 nucleotides. It is a transcript of the gene RAB3B, whose product is annotated as RAB3B, member RAS oncogene family. The record is from RefSeq and is a predicted model, not a curated record. Gene Ontology annotation, biological process: protein localization to plasma membrane; protein secretion; regulation of exocytosis. Bases 19 to 678 code for a protein of 219 amino acids. The transcript is spliced from 5 exons. Gene Ontology annotation, cellular component: endosome; plasma membrane; synaptic vesicle. Lineage: Eukaryota; Metazoa; Chordata; Mammalia; Carnivora; Canidae. Gene Ontology annotation, molecular function: GTPase activity; GTP binding.
CCGCGCCCGGAGUCCCAGAUGGCUUCAGUGACUGAUAGUAAAGCUGGAGUCAAAGAUGCUUCUGACCAGAAUUUUGACUACAUGUUCAAACUGCUCAUCAUUGGCAACAGCAGUGUUGGCAAAACCUCCUUCCUCUUCCGCUAUGCCGAUGACACCUUUACCCCAGCCUUUGUCAGCACUGUAGGGAUUGACUUCAAGGUGAAGACUGUCUACCGCCAUGAGAAGCGAGUGAAGCUGCAGAUCUGGGACACAGCUGGACAAGAGCGGUACCGGACCAUCACCACAGCCUAUUACCGUGGGGCCAUGGGCUUCAUUCUGAUGUAUGACAUUACCAAUGAGGAUUCCUUCAAUGCUGUCCAAGAUUGGGCUACUCAGAUCAAGACCUACUCCUGGGACAAUGCACAGGUUAUCCUGGUUGGGAACAAGUGUGACAUGGAGGAAGAGAGAGUUGUUCCCACUGAGAAGGGGCGGCUCCUUGCAGAACAGCUUGGGUUUGACUUCUUUGAAGCCAGCGCCAAGGAGAACAUCAGCGUGAGGCAGGCCUUCGAGCGCCUGGUAGAUGCCAUUUGUGACAAAAUGUCUGAUUCGCUGGACACAGACCCCUCCACGUUGGGCACCUCCAAGAACACCCGUCUCUCAGACACCCCACCGCUGCUGCAGCAGAACUGCUCAUGUUAGGCAAGGCCCACCUUCCCGAUCUCCCCUUCUUGUGGCCCCAUAGCCCCCCUGCUUCGCCCGUUAUGCUCCGUCCACCCCGAGCCCCAAGCAAGCCGAGUUGCUGUUGUUCUUGCCUGCAGCGGAGUGGAAGUCUCCCCCUUGAGGUCUCUGCGGGUGGCCCCCCUUACAGAUACCCAGCUCUAGACUGACCGCCAGGUCACACGUGGGUAGAGAUCCACUUUACAGAAGAAGACUCCAUUUUUACUGAGGCGAUUCGUUUCAGGGACUAGGAAAGGGAGUUUCUUUUCUGCCUUUAAAAUAAGAUUUCCUCCAUUUACCAAAAUUUGACAAAGGACACUUUUCAGGGCCUGGCCACCUGGGAAAGUAAGGCCCACUGGUACAGCUAAUCCUAUUAAGAAAACGUCCUCAUAACACAACAUAGUUGCUUCAUAUCAGCCUCCCUGUGGGGCUUCCUCUCACUGCAAGCCAAGCUUUGACUCUCAAAGCCCUCUGCCCAUUACUACGGCUGCCCACAGGGCCUGGGCAGUUGCUGUGGUGACAGGCCAGAGCUAAUCUCCAGAGAGCUCAGACUCUCUAAUGAUGCUGAAGGAGCAAAGGCUGAGUCAGAAAUACACUUAAAAGAAAAGAUUAUUCCUUGCAAAAUGUCAAAGGUUCCUGCUAUAUAAAAGAGCAGGAGAGUAAGCUCAAGAAAGAUGAAGAGAAAGAAAAGAGAAACACAGGCAAGAUAAAGGAACGGGUCAUGACUUCCUGAUUUUGCUGCUUUCCAGCUGGUUUUAACUGUGAAAAUUCCAUGAAAUUAGCCUUUGUUUUUCAGACUCCCAGAAUUGGAAACAUUUAGAGUUGCCUAGUCUGACUAGUCCAUUUCCAUCUUCACAUCUCCGAUAACUGGCUGCCAGGGCUCACAACCAAAUCUCUUUCUUCUUCUUCUUCUUCUUUUAAGAUUUUAUUUAUUUAUUUAUUUAUUUAUUUAUUUAUUUAUUUAUUUAUUUAUUUAUUUAGAGAAAGAGUGAGCGGUGGCAGGGUGCGGGGUGGGGAGACAGAGAGACAGAGAGAGAGUGUGUGUGUCUCCAGCAGACUUCCUGCUAAGCAUGGAGCCCAACUUGGGGCUCUAUCCACGACGCUGAGUUGCUUAAUGGACUGAACCAACCCAGGGGCCCCCCAGAUAUCUUUCUUCUAAAACAUACCUUCUAGGCAGGGAUGGGAGCUUAUUGUCUACACCACCUUUGGGCUGCUCUCAAUAUCAGAAAGUUUUCCUUGCUUUAAGCUGAAAUCUCUCCCUUGGAAAUUCUUCUUCCUCUUCUCACCCCAUUUGUCCCAGCUCUGCUGCCAGAGACCUCACAAUCUAUGUUCCCUCUGACCCUUGAGACCCUUGGCUGGUUUGAGAACAGAAAUCACGACCUCCGCCCUUUCUCUGAGUUAAGUAGCUCUGCCAUUCUUGAUAGUAUCUUCCCCUCAUCUUGCCCUUUCUUCCAACCCAUCUUUCAGUUACUCCUGAGUAGUCCAACUGGGAAGGUGAUUCAAAGCAGAAUAAAUCUAAGAGGGCAUGACCCUAACAAAAUUAGGGGAAUUGAACUCAGAGGUUUCAAUCUCAAACUCAUUCUCCUGGGAGUGAAAUCUUAGUUUCUACUGAAGAGUGGAUGUGAAGCCACUCCUAGUGAAAACUGCUUAAUUAAACACCUGAAGGAGAAAACAAACCAAAAUCACAACCACGAAAAACCCUCUGACACCAGAAACAAACUGAAUGGAUUCUAGCUUCUUAAGACCUGGUAUGUGUUUGGUUUUUAGCUGAAAUAAUGACAUGGAACUAGCAAUGAUUCCUGAAAAUCUUUCCUCCCAGGCUUGGUCCAAAUCUCCAGUUCCCGCUGCACUAACACACCACGUUAGAAGUUUUGGUGGGGGAGGGGGAGUCUCCUCCAAGCUUCUUGUCCAUUUCAAAUGCAGCUCAUUUUCCUAGGAAAGUGCAUUAACUGGCAUAGGUCCACUGACGACAUGAAAGGACCCUCCAGAGUCAGCUCCAUGGAAGUGUUGCUUUCUUCAAUGCCAUGCGGAGGUUAGAGCUUUAGACUUGAAAUCAGGAGUCCUGGACUCUGCCCUUAAAUCAAGCAUGACUCUGGACCAGUCUUGAUUUCCUGCCUAUAAGAUGAGGGGGUUAUUUGGGUAAUCUUUAAGGUCCCUUCUAGUCUUAAUAACUCUGUGACUCUUUUUUUCAUCUUCAUCAUUUCAGUUGAUCUGAAAAAUAAACCUUAGAGAUGAGGAUUAUCACCCCAAUGUUGUUGUAGCUAACCCCGGUGCCAUGCGUACUCUGUACUUAGCAUUGUUCCAAGCACUUUACAUGUAUUAACUUAUUUAUCUUUUCAUCAACUUUGUGAAGGAGGCACUACAAUCAACCUCAUUUAACGAUUUAACCUCAUUUAACGAGGAAGAUAAGGUAAAAAAAAAGAUUCUCUAGCUUGCCUAACCCCACAUAAUGAAUAAAUAGUAGAACUGGGGUUCAAACUCAGGCAGUAGGCUCCAAGGUCUGUGCUCUCCACCACAUUCUGUACUACAUUUUUAAUAGAUUAAACUGUGACCCAAAAAGGUUAAGAGACAUGGUACAGCUAGCGAGUAUUAGACUCAUAUUAGGACUCAAUCCUAAGGCCAUCAGGUUCUAAGUCCACUGGAGAAAAGACUUAUGUCUCUUCUCUGUUAGCAAAUCUCUCAACGAUUCAGACUAAUCCAAAGUGAUGGAUGUCUAAUGCUUCUGAAGGAGUCAGUCUCUGAGGCAACCAGGUUCCAAGAGCCUGAGCAAAAAUUGUCCAGUGUUUCUCAGGCCCAAGUCGCAGUAUCUGCCUUUGUCAGGCAAAUCUUAUGUAGCUGUCAAGCAGGACUUUAAGCAGCCUCCCUACUUCAGCAAUGGGACAUUUUGCAGGAGUGACUUGGCUAACUUCUUUGACCACAGAAGAAUGUGACCUCUUUAUAGGCAGUGGCUCUAGGUGUGCUUUUUUACACUGUCAAAUCAAUACAGGUCAGGCAUAAUUACUGUUUUUCUGGGCAGUAACACCCAUCCACCCUAGUACUAGGAUUUCAGACUGAGCUCCUCGUGACCCUUGGAUAUUUUAGUACAUAUAUCCAUUAAUUUUUUCUUUCAUAUUGGAUAUCUAGGUAAGGUUUGAAAUUUUUACUUAAAAAUUAUUAAAUUAUUUAAAAUCAGGAGCCAGUUUAAGAGAGCAAUUUUCUUCACAACGUCCAGAAUCAAGAGUUAAAUGUAAUAGUGGCAAACUCUUCUACUGGGCAACAAACAGAGCUGCUGGCUAGAGGGCAGCUCCCCAGCCCUGCUCUGUGACCUUGUUUUUGCAGCGUGGAAGGCAGGAGCUUCCAGCUGAUUACAGUGCAAUGUUCCUCAAUCACGAUAAUAGUGCAAUUAGCUACCAAGGUUCAAGCUGCGUGGUAUGUUAGAGGCAACUCGUCCUGGUUUUCGUCUUGCUUAACAAUCCAAAUAAAAGAUUUAAAAACAGAAACAAAAACUCUUGACCUCAAAAGAGGCAAAAGUAGGCCAAAAGUGCAAUACAGUAUUAUAGCUACUUACAGAAUGUUUUAAAUGCAUAUGUAUCUGUAAAUACAGAGUGAUUUAUGACUUAUUACCGUCUCCUCAGUCUGUAGCAUUAAUUAACAGCUAGGAGCAGCAAUGCGGUUGGGUGCACUGAAUGGCCACAGACUUGUCAAAUAUAAGCUCUAAGGGAGCUUAGAGAAAAUCUUGUCCCGGAUCCUCAUUUUACAAAGAGGAGGGUUGAGGUCCAGGGAGGAAAAGGAAAUUUCCUAAGGUCUACUCUGAGAGUAUGGAGUCAGGACCCGGUCUUGGAUCACCUCCAGGUAGAAAUUUAUCUGUUUUGUAUCUACUGUGACCUGGAUCUGUUAAACACUAGAUACAUAUAUCUGAAAACAAAUGAUCCCUGCCUGCAAGGUACCUAUAGUCUCAUGGGGGUCUUUGGCAGUCAAGGAAACAUAGCCUUGGAAAAGUUAACGUGUUCAAGUCACUCAGUAAUAUCAUUUGAAUUCACUUCUGAAGCAUGCUCAUUCAAUUUCUCUCUUCAGAUUGUCUCUCAGAUGAAGAGUAUAUGGAGCAGUGGUAGUGAGAGUCCUUUGGUCUCACAAUUACUUUGUGACCACAGCCUUGUAAUCUCCACAGAAUGAUAUGAAUAUCUCCCAGACCUGACUUUCAAGUUCACAUCACCUGCUCCUGCUCCAGGGCUCUUUGCUUGGGUGUCAAGAUUCCUAGAGUGUCUUGAGGAAUGUUUAUUUGAGUUUGUUUGCCAAUAGUUUGGGGUAAUGAGAAGGAAUUAUAGUAACCAGUGUCCUGGGAUCUCACUGAUUUCAGAUUCUGCAUCUCUACUGUUACCCCUGAUUACCUUUCUCAGUUGGAGGAUCAGCCUAUCCCUGGAAUUGCACCCGAGACAGGCCCCUGAGAUAUGAAUACUGUUAAGCGAUGUUUUUUAAGGUCUUUAUCCCUUAUAUGAAGAUUUAUUCAUUUGUAUUUACUCAUUUAAUAAGUGUCUAGUAUGUGUCAGGAUACAAUCAAUGGCACAUUAAACACAAGCCUUUCCUUCAUGAGGCUUGUAGUCUAGUAGCUUGUGGUGUAGUCUAGACAUUGUAAAAUACCCAAAUACAGUUAAAAAGUGCUCUGAAGUAAAGGUACAUCAUUCUGUGAGAACACAACUGGGAAAACUAAAUCAUAUUUGUGGAGCUGUUUCAAGAGUCCUAGGAAGACUCCACUGGCCCCAAAUACUUCUGCUAUCCACUGGCCAUUGCUUUAUAUUCCUCAAGCUUUCGUUUUUUAGUUCAAACCUUUGAUGACUAAUCAAACACAGAUCCUCCAAAAAGAGUAAGAGUGACAGAAAGAACAUUUGUACCUGUGAAAUAUCUUUAGACUGCCUGGUUCAUAGUUAAUUACUGUCUUCCAAGGGACAUAACAAAUGACCACAAAACUUAGUGACUUGAAACAACAAACAUUUAUUAUUUCUCAUAAAUUGGUGGGUUGGCUGAGUGAUUCUUCUGGCUCAGGCUGGGUGGUCUAGAGUGACUUCAUUCACAUGCUUGGAGUCCCAGCUGAAAUGACUAGGGUGCUUGAGGUGCCCCUCCAUGUGUUUCCAUCUUCCAGAAGGCUGCCCAGACUCGUUCACAUGGUGUUAGAAGUUUUUCCAGCAGUAAGAGAGGGCAAGCUCCAAUGCAGAUACUUCUCAAGCCUCUGUAUCAUGUUUGCUAAUGUCCCACUGACUAAUGCAAGUCACAUACAAGGGGUGGAGAAAUAGAUGCUGUCCCUUGAUGGAGGAGCUGUAAAGUAUUGUGGCCAUUUUUUCAACCCACCAAAGGAAGCAAUGAUAAGUUAUCUGAAACCAAGUCUGAUAAAUUUCCCUGGGUCUUAAAAUCUAUUAUCCCCAAAGAGAAACAUCAAAAUAGUUUACAUCAGGGCAGUCACAUCAUUUGUUUAGUUGUCCAAAGAAUGAAAGAAACUUCUCUAUGGAGUUUUGAUGCAUAUUUCACCAUUCAUUUCUUAGCUACUCCCUGAGGGAUGAAUCUGGAAUCUCAUUCUAUGGAAUUAACUGUAAUAAUGGUUGUGAUUCUCACCUGAGAUUCCUGGUGGGAAGCCCAGCAGAAGGAUUCAGUGUAUGCAGAAAAGAUGACUCAAAGAAUAGUUGAGGGGCACCUGGCUGGCUCAGUCAGUAAAGCAUGUGACUCUUGAUCUUGGAGUUGUAAGUUUGAGCCCCACGUUGGAUGUAGAGAUUACUUAAAAAUAAAAUCUAAAAAACAAAACAAAAAAACACUUGGGCCCUCUGCUCCCAACCUAAUCUAGUCCUGUGGCUUUAGAUGCCAAGUCUUUGGUAGUGACAUGUAUACACAGGGCCCAGUAGACAUUUCCAUGUCUCAAAUUUAACAUCUCCACCUUGGGACUCUUAAUUCUGCCCCAAAUUUAUUUCAACCCCAGUCUUCACAGAAACCUCGAUAUUAUUCUUAAUUCCUUCCUUUUUUUUUUUUUUUUUUUUUUUUUUUGCUGUCCACAUCCAGCAACAAGUCCUGUGACUCUACUUUUAAAAUGUAUUUCAAGUCUGCCUACUUUUCUCCAUUGCCAUUGCCAUGAUCUUGGUUCAAGCCACUUUUUUCUCUUCUGGAGAGCUACCAUAGAGUUCCUAACCAGUUUCCCUAGUGCACACUUGCUCUCUUACAGUCCAUCCUCCACACAACACAAAUAUUUUAAAAAUAUAAAUAAAUGAACAAUUCAGUAACACUGGGGUUUACUUUAAUACCACACAUGAAAAGAAUCCAGAGACUUCAAUUAUUACUAAUAAAAGUUAUUUCAUCAAUUAUCUUUCUAGCCCUGAAUCUGCCCCUAACUUACUAUAGGACCCCUGGUAAAUAAUUUCUUGUAAUAGCCAGCUAUCACUUCUCCCCAGAAUUUCUUCUGGAAAUAGUAAUCUUUUCUUUUGUAGUACUGCUAUACCUUCAUCCAAACCAGGUGAUUCUAGUGAAGACUGUCAAUAAAGUGAGUAUGUGACCAACCAAGGCCAAUCAGAAUUCUUCCCUAGGAUUUAAAAAGAAAAAAUUGGAGCUAUUUUCUUCCCUUCUAAGUGGCAGAUAUUGUGAGGAUGCAUGCUCUAAAACUGUGAUGACCUAUCCUCACAAUGUGUAGAAUGCUGAUCUAUGGUAGGGGAAAACAAGGCUAUCAUGCAGACAGAGGCAUAGGAAUAAGAUGAGAAAGUGUGUUCUGUGGCUUUCUCAGCUGUGAUUCCAGCCUCUUGAGGAAGAUGUGGAAUCACAUCUUCCUUUGAUUCUAUUACACACCUCAGUAUAUGUUUCCAGUAAAGUCCUCAUUUAGUUUUGCUCAUUGGAGUUAAGUUCUUAACACUUAAUAACCAAAAAUAUAUUGUCCCCUCUUUGGUUUUCAGUUUUCUCCUUUAUACAUCCUCCCAGCUCCAAAGUGCAGUAAUUCUAAUUUCUAAACACUGAGUCUUUCAGAAAAAUUCCACUUCUGUGGACUUUCUGAUGAAGACAUUGUAUAAUCUGGAACAAACCCCACUCUCUUCACCAUUUUCUCUUCAUGUACCUGAAUUAAGGAGGAAAAGGGAUUUCUCAAGGUGAAAAGUAGUUCUCCACAAACACUGAUGACAGCACAGACAAAGAAUGAUUAGGUUACUGGUCCACACAGAGACUAGCUUCCCAGGGAUUCAAACACUAGACAAAAUAGCUAACAUCACUGCUGCUCUUUCUCCACAUCUGUUCUAUGUCUAGCAACUUGGUGACACCCACCAUCUUGAUAAUACAAUUGACUAGACUGAGUUGUGUGACAUCUGUUUUGUCAGCUUCUCUUCUAUAAUUUUGAAGUGGCCAAACAGCAAAUACCCAAACAGAAAGUCUCUGGGAGACUUGAAUAGAGUUUCCUUUGCUUGCUACAAAAUCAUGUCAUAGAAAUACUAACGUCUGGCACAGUAAAUCAGCAAGUCCCUGAGGGGUGUGACUAGGAUUCCCAGCUCCCUUCAGAUUCUGAUGCAUUUCUUCCUGAGUUUUACCAAUGGACUGGGAUAAAGCUAAUAGGCUGUGUGACCUUGAUUAAGUCACUCCCUGUUUCUGGGCUUCAUGAGUUUAGACUAGAUAAUUUCUGUAGGCCCUCUUGGAGCUGAUACUCUGUGAUUUUAUGCCCAUUUUCUGUCAGAGCUGCAAGUGGCAAACAGGAUUUUGGCAGGAAUCCUUUCAUUGUGAAAGCCUUCUUUCUUCUUGGGUAGGAUGAAAACAGCCAAGGCUGUGUGGAUGCCCUGCCCUCAUCAAUCAGCCAGGCUUGUGGCCUUGGUUUCUGAGGCUCCCAGAAAGCACCUUAGCAAUUAAGUGCUUCUGGAUGGUCCAUGUCUGCCUGUAGUAGGCCAGAGGUUCCUAAAGGUUAACAACAAGAAUCUCUGAUGAGGCUUGUUGAGAAUAGCACACAGACAUAUGCAAGUGAGAAGCAACACCAGGCAGCCAUGUUUAAGGGCCAGAAAUGCAUUCCAGUUCAAGGGGAAAUGAAUUUAUCUAGCACCAGACAUGCAUCAGGCUGAGCUGGGUAAGAUCUUUUUGAGGGCAAUUUCUGUCAUUCAGCUGGAAGGCUGGAAACUAAAGGGCUGAGAGAUUUGUGCUGAGCUGUCUUCCAGUCCCUCCAAACAUCAAGUUAUAGGAUGAAGACUGAGAAAGCAGUGUGGUAGAGUGGUUAAGAGCAUAAGGUUUAUAGUCCAAGAGAUCUGGGUUCAGUCCUUAGAUCUUCAUCACAAAACAGUUGUGUGACUUUGAGAAAGUUACUCAUGAUACCUCAAUUACUUCCUAUAUAAUUGGAAUAAUAUCUGCCUCCAGAGGUUGUUGAGAGGAUUAAAUGUGGGGAUGAGUGUAAAGCCCUUAGUGCAGAGCCUGGCAUUCAUAGUAGGUGCUGAACAUGUGUUGACUAUUGUACUACACAAGGUCUCAAUUAGGCAAAGUGUCCUGGAGCCUUUGUCAAAAGAUGCCCCACCAACAGGUACCUGGCUGGCUCAGUUGGUGAAACUUGAUCUUGGGUCAUGAGUUUGAGCCCCACACUGGGGGUAGCAUUUACUACAAAACAAAACAAAACCCCAGUGCUCAGAAAACCAGGGUUCUAAAAGACUUGGGUUUGAGUCCUACAAUGUACUUGCUGUGAACCUUAGACAAACAUAUUUUCAUCUAUAAAAUGAGAUUAAUAAUCUUGCCUACUUUACAAAAGAGUUGUGAGAAUCAAAUAAAAGAAACUAUGAAAUGUUGUGGACUAUAAAAUGGAGCCAGCAUGAGGGGCUGGGAGUAGGCAGUGUUCAUUCCAGAAUGAAAGCACACCCUCCAGAGUCAUUCCAAGGGUCCCUUCCACCUCUACCAGCUUUCCCCUCUUACCCCACAUUUUGGUCCCAGGAACCUAACCUCACAGAGAAAUGUCAGGCCAACAUGCCUUAUACCCAGAAGUUUGGUUGGCUACAGAGAAACUUCCAGAAGCUAAGAUCAGCCAAAGAGAAUCAACCACUGCAUGCUGAACAGAGCGGUGAGCUGUGGAUGGGGUUGGGGCUCAGGAGAGGCAGGCAGUAGGGUCCACUUGUACAGUGACUAGUAUAUUAUAACAAAAAUCAUCAAUUGUGUGUUUGGCACUUUGCAGUUCCCAAACUACUUUCUCAGUGAAGCUUCAUGGUUUUUUUUUUUUAAUAAAUUAAUUUUUAUUGGUGUUCAAUUUACCAACAUACAGAAUAACACCCAGUGCUCAUCCCGUCAAGUGUCCCCCUCCGUGCCCGUCACCCAUUCACCCCCACCCCCCGCUUCAUGGUUUUUGACACAACCCUGUGGUGUGGGUUUAUCAUUCCCAGUACUCAGAUAAGGAAAACUGAGGCCUGCACCUGAAGCAACCUACUCAAGACUACAAAAUGAAGGCAGCAAGUGGUUGGUUGGUCUUAGAACAAGAGAGUCUGCCCAAGGAGUGAGAGGUCCUGAUCCUGAGCCCUGCCCAUUUGAGGGGAUUAGGGGUAGCUGAAGAGGAAACCUAGACAUCAGUUGUGCCUACAUCUGGCUUCCUCUCUGCUUGUGGGAGAGAAGAAAGGAGAAGCACACACACACACACACACACACACACCCCCUUAAUACAGUUAAACCUUAGAACAGAGGUUUCCUCAUAUCAUGGGCCAGAGGCUGAUGGUCUCGGCAGUCACACAGAGAAAUGUCACCUUACUCAAUUUGCACACCACUUUUCAACUCCUCCAGUUGCUCUUUCUAAUUUAUUCAACCAGGGACUGGGCUGGUCUCAUGCCAGCCUAGGCUGAACAGAAGUCCUCAGGAGGAGCAAUUAGCAAAUUUGGAGUUCUCCCUCUAGAGGACUGAGCAGAAAAGGGAAUAAUAACGCUCCUAUCUCUCCCCAUAAGGUUCUAGCUAAGCAGAUGUUUUCAUGCUUUUUUAUUCUCCCUAUAUUCUGUGUCCUGACAGCUAUUCGAAGUGAUAUAUGAAAUGUUAUGUGGUAUUGUGAGCUUGUACAAAUGCAAAGAUACACAUACACACGUUUGCACAGUAACAAGAGGGAAGAUCCCAUUUGCAAAUAUCUGUGGUGUCUGCCUCUUCUGUGUUGAUAUGUUUUAUUGAUUCAGACUGGCUUAGCUUCAUGUAUCUCCUAUCCUUAUUGUAAUAGCAAUGAUGGCAUGUGCAUUAAAGUUCAA